AUGAAGCUUGGCUCAGGCUUUAACACAUACACGCAGCAAGUGUGUGUUGAUGACGCUGUUACCAAAAGUCCGAAUGGCACGCCUUUUGACCAAGGUCUUGGAAAGAGCCAAUCCCAGUCAGUGGUGUUCAAAACCAGCAUGAUCGAUAAGAUGUCAGAUAUUACCGAUACCCUGAACAUCAGCGGUGCUCUCACUAUCAAGUACAACAAUCUCAUCGACGGGACUGGCAAGGGAACAUUCAUCAAUUCCAACAAGAUCAAGGACGCUGAUAUCAACUUCCUUCUCAGUGUCAAGGUCAUUAAUGAAACCAUUGUAGAUCAGGGGUUGACCGAAUUCACUCCUAUCGCGAACCUGGACUCAUCGUCUGAUUUCACUGAGAUAUAUGGUGAUAGCUUCAUCUCAGGUAUUGAACCAGAAUCCCAUCCAGAUAGAUUGAGGGGGAGUAUGUACUUACAUAUUGCAAAAGACUUUCAGGAAGGUGGUGAGUUCGUCGCGGUUAUUUCCAUCAAAGUGAAAGACAAGAAUCAGAAGGAGACCAUUGCUGCCAGUGCUGCAGUGUCUUUAACGACCCCGGAAUUUGGGGGUGGGCAAGGCAAGCACAAGCAAGAACCUAAACCAAAGCCCGACGAACACGAGGAGGAAAAUGGAGAGACCGAGAGAAAGGAGAGUGGAAAGGGCACCAAUGGUCUGGAACUAAAGGGCAAUGCGCAGGUUGAGAAGGAGAGGAUGGAAAUCUUCCAGGAGAAUGAGGUGACUCUUUCUAUCACAUACUCGGGUGGUGGCCAGGGACUCAAGGAGCCGGACGAAGACUGGAACUUGGAAAACAUCAGAAAGGCCGCCCUCCGGUUCCCAUCACUGGUCGCAAAAAAUCCAGUGCGAACUCAUGCCGUUUUGACGAAGUACACUUCUCUUAAGAACUAUUAUUCGAAAGUCAAAGCGGAAAGAAAAGAAGGCGAGACUGAUACCAGGAAUCUGCCCCUCUGCUACGAUAAUGCAGGGAUUUAUACAUCGACAUUGCAGGAUGCAUUCCUUGAUUUCAAGAAUGUUUACAAGAACAUUCGGCUUUUGGAAGUUGACGUUGUUAAUGGGGUCAGAAAGCUUAAGAAAAGCACUUUCAGUGAUAAGUCGGGAGGGGUUCAGAUCCUCCCAGGCUCAAAUCCAGUGAACAAGUUCGGUACAGGCGCCGGGGGUGACCUGGACAAAAGCCCAGGAGAUACACUGAAGUGGAAACACAUUACUGAGCCCAUGGAUGCGACACUCGUUAGCCUGGAGAGGGCGCGGCAUUAUGUCCGCAGUCAGAUGAAUCUCAUUGUUGAAGAGGUUGAUGCUAUUACCAAAAAUCCAAAACUGGCCGGCGGCGACCGUGAUAUGCCUUGUCAAUGUCCUUUGAUAUUCCAGCUCUACAUGCCAAUUGGGGUACCUAUCGAUGAUCCAGAACCAUGA
This is a messenger RNA of Penicillium griseofulvum, 1443 nucleotides long. RefSeq lists its product as uncharacterized. Bases 1 to 1443 code for a protein of 480 amino acids. The transcript is spliced from 8 exons. NCBI's taxonomy places the organism in Eukaryota, Fungi, Ascomycota, Eurotiomycetes, Eurotiales, Aspergillaceae. The record is from RefSeq and is a predicted model, not a curated record.